UUCUGUGAAAAAGUUUUAUUUAUAAAUAUUAAGUGAUAUUAAAAAACGUGACAAACGUUUGGUUUUUGACAAAUUGAAGACAAUUUGUGGUUAAGAUAAUGGCAUCACAUGAGACACCGGCGACCACUUCUUCGGCGGCUGAGAAGACGUCGAGCGACGAGAAGAAGCGUCCGAUUUGUGUAAUACUGUUAGGAAUGGCCGGAAGCGGGAAAUCAACUCUUUGUGGCAAACUUUGUGAACACCUCUUCGCCAAGAAGUCGAUGCCAUAUGUGGUUAACUGCGAUCCGGCGGUUGUGUCCACGCGUUUCCCCACAAACAUCGAUAUCAGAGAUACAGUCAAUUACAAGGAAGUGAUGAAACGAUACAAAUUAGGUCCCAAUGGAGCCAUCAUUACGUGUCUCAAUCUGUUCGCCACUCAAUUGGAUCAAGUGAUCCAAUUGGUGGACAAGAGGGCAGACACUCACGAAUAUGUGUUGUUUGACACUCCGGGACAGAUAGAGGUGUUCACGUGGUCGGCGUCGGGCGCUAUAAUGACGGAAGCGUUGGCCGCGCGCUUCCCGACAGUUAUUGUCUUUGUUUUGGACACAAUUCGUAGCGAAAAUCCGAUAACUUUUAUGUCAAAUAUGUUGUACUCGUGUUCUGUUGUCUAUAAAUACAAACUCCCGAUAAUUAUAGCAAUGAAUAAAUGCGAUGCCAUUGACUGCAAGUUCGCCAUCGAUUGGAUGAAAGACUGGCAGCUGUUCCAGGAGGCCAUCGAGAAGGAGACCUCUCAUAUGGCAAACCUGACCCGAUCUAUGGCUUUGGUUUUGGACACAUUCUACGAGAACUUGAAGGCUGUGGGCGUCUCCGCCACCACUGGUCAGGGAUUAGACGAACUCAUGGAUGCCAUCAAAGAGGCGGCCGUUGAAUACGAAAGGGAUUACAGACCCGAAUACGAGCGCAUCAAACGUGAGGCCGAAAUCGCACGAAACAAACAACGAGAACAACACAUCCAGAAAGUGAACAAAACUGAAGAAUUGCUCACUUUUGGCGACCCAUCGGCCACUGCUCGUAGGGAUCGUAGGGAUGACAGCGAUUCCGAUUCAACCACUGAUCACGAGUUAGAUCCUGUGGAGGAAGAGGAAGAAGAUAUGAUCUCAAGUCUGACCACUCCCUGUCAGUGUAAGGGAACCGCUAAAUACGUUCACAUGAAAUGUCUUAAGAGAUGGCUUAUAUCGAGGCGAACAAACCGAACGGGAAGACCGCCGAAGAAGUGUGAGAUCUGUCGAUCAGAUUAUAUCUAUGUCUAUAAGAACCGAACCGAUAGAGUGUUGGCAGUUAUUGACGACAAAUGGCAAGCCUUUCAUCACUUUGUAUUCAAUAGGAAUCUGCAGUUAUUUGCAAUGAUUUUGGCCUUAAUUUUAUGCUUAUUAACAGUGAAUAUAUAUUACAUGUUAUUUACGGGUUCUUUAGAUGUGACCAUUCAUUCGGCACAACUGCCAGACAUGGAUCUACUUAUUUGGCACAAAUCGGAUGCCUAUUCAAUAGUAUGUGUGGACCGGGACUGCGAUUGCGAGACAGACAUCCAUAACGAUAAUAAUAACCCGAAUUGGAAUCACGAAUGUCUGAAUUGGAAGAAUAAAUCGGUUUCAAUCUUAAGUAAAGUGACAUUUCUUGUAUACGAUGCGGAUCACGGCCACGACGACGACUUCAUCGGUGGUGUCAGUCUCUCUGUCUAUCAAAUGCUUAUCUAUGGAUAUAAUGGCAAAGAUGUGAUCCUAAAAUGGGAUAAACCAUACGCUGGGAGUCUUGCUAUUAAAAUGAAUUGGUGGCCAAAAAUGUUUCAACUAUUCACUCAUUUUGUGUAAAAUCAUCAAUAAUUGUGAUUUUUAUUGUAAUAUCUAUCGAUAAUUUGUGU
This is a messenger RNA of Medioppia subpectinata, 1897 nucleotides long. The record is from the annotation of a GenBank genome assembly. Lineage: Eukaryota; Metazoa; Arthropoda; Arachnida; Sarcoptiformes; Oppiidae.